GAAAUCCUUUGCUUCUGUUUUCCUCGUACAAUGUCCUAAAGUUAUCUCUUACGUCACUAGGAAGGUGUCUCUCUUUUUUGCUUGUUUAGGGUCAGCAUGGCAGCUCCUCAUAUGAUAAUGACACAGCCCCAGCUAGUGACCGUCAAUCACGUGCAGAUGUCAACUGACUGGAGCUCAAAAAUGUGUGACUGUUUUGAAGACAUGUCAAUCUGCUGCUGUGGGCUGUGGUGUCUCCCUUGCCUGGAGUGUCAUACUGCAUCUGAGUUUGGGGAGUGCUGCUGCCUGCCUCUGCUCGGUCCCAUCUCCCUGGCUAUGAGGACUGGAGUGAGGGAGAGAUACAGGAUUCAGGGCUCCAUCCUUGAUGACUGUUGCAUGCUGUGCUGGUGCUACCCUUUGAUCUGGUGUCAGAUGGCUCGUGAGAUCAAGAAGCGCAAGGCUGGCAGUGUUCUGCAGGUCCAGAUGGCUCAUUACUAGAACCCCCCCAGCUUACAGCACAAACAGAUGCAGCAACAAUCGCUUCCUUAGCGAUUUUAUAUGGAAGUGUCUGUAUUCACGGCACGACCUGGCAGCAAGAAGAUAUAUAUAUAUAUAUAUAUGCGUUUCUAAGUGAUUCUAAAUAAUUUAUCACAAAAUAAAAUAGGAUUGCAUUGUUGAAUUGCUUUUCACUUGAGCAUUGUCUCUCAUAGUGUUUGGUGCACUGAAUCUGUACGCAGGGUUAGAGGCAGAGGGAUUUUGACAGGCUGGUGUCAGAGCUUUCACAGCGCUGUCCGCGGUGCUGAAAUCGUAUUGACGCACAAACCGUGUGAGUGUCUUAAUUGACCCGUUCAUUUUAAUUUUGCUUCUAAAUUUGCUUCUGAUCGGAACUGUGGAUGUGGCUAUAUCAUUUCUUCUGCCGCGGCACAGUGUGGAUUGAAAUACAUUUAAAUCGAAGUUGAUGUCAAAAGUUGCCAUACCCUCUAUUUGGAGCAAUGUUACUUCCCAAUGUAUUGAGUGUUGUAAAUAUUGUUUGAUACAUUAUACUACAAUGACUUAACUCAGUUAAUUAAACAGAUAUAUAAAACAUAUUUAUAACACUUAAUACAUGGGGAAAUAACAUUGUUCAACG
Polyodon spathula (Mississippi paddlefish) is the source of this 1105-nucleotide messenger RNA. Its product is annotated as cornifelin homolog A-like. Lineage: Eukaryota; Metazoa; Chordata; Actinopteri; Acipenseriformes; Polyodontidae. The coding region runs from base 97 to 474 and encodes 125 amino acids. The record is from RefSeq and is a predicted model, not a curated record. The transcript has 3 exons.